AUGGAUCUUAAUCCUAGUGAUCCUAUUAACAUUAAUUCCAAUAAGAGACUAAAUGAGGGAGAUUCAACUGCAGGUUUCGCUCAUAGGGUAAUUAAAGAUGCAACUGUUUCAAUACCAGAAAAUCCAUUACAUCAUAAUUUGAAUUCACGUGAUGCCAUUCAAAAUCCAUCUAAACAUAUCAAUUUGGAUUCGGCUACAUCAAUAAAUCUUCUUGAUAAAAAGUCGUUAAGUAUAUUUAAGUUAGUUAUCAUUAUUAUUUCUUUCCUUCGUUUUGCGAAGAUAUUGGAUAAUAGCAAUAAAAAGGUGAAAGAUGAUUUCGAAAAGGAAAUGCAAAAAGAAAAAAAAAAAAUGGAAGAUGGUCAAAAGAAACUGCUAGAAAAAAAAAAAAAAAUAGAAGCGCGGGAAAAGAUAAUUCUAAAAGGAAAGGAAGAGUGGGAGAAGAAAACGCUAAAAGAAAAGCAACUGUGUGGUCCGGAUAUGCUAAAACAAUUGGAAGAGUGGGAAAAUCGAGUUAUAAAUAAAGGCGAGGUUUGGAAAAAGAGAAUGCUAAGAAAAAAAGCAAAGUUGGAAAUGAAAAUGCUAAAAAAUAAGGAAGAGGGGGAUAAGAGAAUGCUAAAAGUAAUUGAAAAGUUUGAAAAGAAAAUGCAAAAAGAAAAGGAGAGUGAGAAAAGUAAAUGA
Plasmodium gallinaceum is the source of this 678-nucleotide messenger RNA. RefSeq names its product fam-i protein. The record is from RefSeq and is a predicted model, not a curated record. The transcript has 2 exons. The coding region runs from base 1 to 678 and encodes 225 amino acids. NCBI's taxonomy places the organism in Eukaryota, Apicomplexa, Aconoidasida, Haemosporida, Plasmodiidae.